Pyrgilauda ruficollis (rufous-necked snowfinch) is the source of this 2068-nucleotide messenger RNA. RefSeq lists its product as uncharacterized. The record is from RefSeq and is a predicted model, not a curated record. Bases 78 to 833 code for a protein of 251 amino acids. The transcript is spliced from 2 exons. Lineage: Eukaryota; Metazoa; Chordata; Aves; Passeriformes; Passeridae.
UCUCCAGGGAGUUUGAUGGAGUUCAGUGGGUUUGUGUUACAUGUUGAGCACACAAAGGGUUCUAAAAGGAAGAGACCAUGCUGGAAUUGCCUUUUCUUUUGCAGCCUGUAAAAUGCAAAGCCAACAACGAAACAAUUCCUCUUCCUUUCCCGCAGAUCACAGUCUGUCUCCAAGAGCCCAGGUCCGCAGCAGUGCUCUUCCCUGUGCUGCUCCCACAGGAACGGGGCUGGGCAGAAAAGCGCUUGGCUUUGCCCUGGGCACUGUCAGCGCUCACAAAAUCACCACACCACGGCGCCGUCGACUCGCAGAAGGACAGGCACCGAGCCCAGCGCCACACCACCCCCGGGGCAGAGCCAAGUUGGAAACGUCCCUGCUCUCCAAUCAGCUGUGCCAGGACAAAAAGAUUUCCCCAAUCCGCCCCUUCCAAGAGCACACCCUUCUUCACACCACACUCAAAGAGCAGCACAAACUGCUUUGCCCUAACCAAGCUUUUUGCUCUCACAGAGUCUGGCCACAACCUCGAAAACAUCUGGCAAAAACAGAGCUCGCUGAGAAAGCUGCUAGCUGAGAAGGCUCUUGCUGCCUACAACUUCAAGUGCGCCCAUCGAUUUACCAGGUCACACCCUGCUAUCAGCACUUUCCUUCUCAGCUCCAGGUACCAUUCUAUGCCUUCAGUCUCCCAGAGUCAGGAUCCAAACAGAAUGGCACCAGGGACUGCUCACAUACUAAAGGUACCAGGACAAAAAGCUCAGCAGAAGCAUCUGGGUCUCAUGGCGCACUUCUCAUCCAGCAGGGGCCAGAGCCCAGGCCUUAGCUGGGAGGGUUUCCCCUAACAUAUCCUACAAGCAAGCCUAUUCGUGUCAGUUGUGCAAAUUUCUUAGAAUGAUACAUUUCUUGCAGAUAACUACACAAGGUUAUGUGAAAGUUUCUAAAGCAGCCAGUACGGUGUGAAACAGCUGGUAGAAGUGUCUUAGUCAUCUAUUUUUAGCUAAAUAAUACUGAUGGUGUCGGUCACAUAAUGCCCAGGUUUCAUCUGUUAAGUCAACUCUGCCUGAGGCCUGAGCAUCAGCACAUCUCAGUCACUUGGUUUGUUCAGCCUGGAAAAUGGGAGAUGGAAGGGGAGACCUCACUGAGGCCUUCAAUAUCCUCUUGAGGGGCAUUGCGGGGGCAGGUACUGAUCUCUUCACUCUCAUCACCAGUAACAAGGUCCGAGGGACUGGCUGGAGCUGUCAGGAUUAGGUCAGGUAUCAGGAGAAGGUUCUUACCCCAAAGGCUGGUCAGGCACUGAACAGGCUCCCCAGGGCAGUGGGCGCAGUACCAAGCCUGCCUGUAUUCAAGAAGUGUUUGGACAACGCUCAGGCACAGGGGGGAUUCCUGGGGUGUCCUCUACAAGGCCAGGAGUUGGACUUCACGAUCCUGAUGGGUCCUUCAACUCAGGAUAUUCUGUGAUUCUAUGUGCACUGAGUGAUUAUCUCAAGCUGGUUUGCACUGGCACUCAGAGCUUGUCUAUAAUUGCUUCCAAUUUAUGUCUGCAGUCAACCCCAUGGCACUGACAGACUGAUCAAACACAAAGGGUUUGAGGAAAAUGCUCCUUUUGAGGUGACAGUGUCCAAGGCCAGGUUGGAUGGGGCCCUGAGCAAUCUGAUUUAGUGAGUGGCAUCCCUUCCUACGGGAGCAAUUGGAACCAUGUGAUCUUGAGGGACCCUUCCAACCCAAGCCUUUCUAGAAUUCCGUGAUUAUUUUGUGGGUCACUCAGAACAGAUGAGAUCCACCAAAUACUGAAAAAGUUGGCCUGCAUUCUAAAACCAGAUUACUUAAAAUAUCUAUGAGAUUUAACUAAGAUGGAGAAGCUCCAGGAAAGAAACCAACCAUCUCUUCAAAAUACCUGUGUUUAUUACACCAAAACUCAAAGUCCAAGCAGUUCACAUAAUUCUUUUCCUUCUAGGUUGCCCCAAAUGUGACAACAGCAAGACAAAAAUGUUUGUAUGUAUCCAAACAAAACCACAAAAUCAAAGUCCAAGAAAGGUACGUUUAUACAAAACUCACAUGGUCUUUAAACGCAACAGAA